AUGGCUUCCAAUGCAGCAAGGCAAGCUCUGAAAUUAUACGUCGGUAAUCUGCCUUGGACCAUUGGCACACAGGAAUUGAAACACUACUUCAGCAAGUUCGGGCACAUUAAUUCGGCGUCAGUUGUCUUCGAUAAGAAUACAGGGCUAUCAAAGAACUACGGUUUUGUUGUCUACAGUAACAAGGAGGGUUUUGAAAGUGCCACUAACUCCACAAAUCAUUUUCUUGAAGGAAACAAUUUAAAAGUUGAAGCCGCCAAUUAA
Messenger RNA from Dalotia coriaria, 261 nucleotides. RefSeq names its product SRA stem-loop-interacting RNA-binding protein, mitochondrial-like. Bases 1 to 261 code for a protein of 86 amino acids. Gene Ontology annotation, molecular function: mRNA 3'-UTR binding. The record is from RefSeq and is a predicted model, not a curated record. The transcript has a single exon. Lineage: Eukaryota; Metazoa; Arthropoda; Insecta; Coleoptera; Staphylinidae. Gene Ontology annotation, cellular component: nucleus; cytosol.